This is a messenger RNA of Mya arenaria, 2099 nucleotides long. Its product is annotated as solute carrier family 28 member 3-like. Bases 75 to 2009 code for a protein of 644 amino acids. The record is from RefSeq and is a predicted model, not a curated record. NCBI's taxonomy places the organism in Eukaryota, Metazoa, Mollusca, Bivalvia, Myida, Myidae. The transcript has 11 exons. Gene Ontology annotation, biological process: nucleoside transmembrane transport. Gene Ontology annotation, cellular component: membrane. Gene Ontology annotation, molecular function: nucleoside:sodium symporter activity.
UUAUAGGAUUACAGAAGCAACAUUUUUUUUCGUCUUAAAUUUUGCGUGAAACCAACCCAAGGGGUCUUUCUGAAAUGAAAAAGUUUUUGUUGCAAAACAAGGAGAUUGUGACGUCCUUGAGGAACUAUGCACUUUUGGUACUCUUUUUGAUGUAUUAUGGGUAUGCCAUGUAUUGUCAUUUCGGUGACGAACCGUCUGUUCGUCUCACUGUUUUUACAUGCCUCGGCGUGUGGCUGAUAUUCUGGCGAAAGAUCAAGCUAAAUGAGUUUGUCCAAAAUGGCAUCAGAGGAAUUUUAGCAAUAGUUCAUGCUGCCUAUCAUUCUGGACAACGACCCAGGAUAAUAAGAUGGUUUCUGUACAUACUAAAUGCUGGUGUGUUACUGACCUAUCUGGUCAUCGAGGUCAUCCUAGCAGAACCACGCAAAUUGAUUUCCCUUGGUGGCUUUCUGGCAUUCCUGCUCCUCCUCUUUCUCAUGUCAAACAACAAAAGGCAGAUUAAUUGGCAUUGCAUUUUCUGGGGCUGUUGCAUCCAGUGUUACAUCGGAUACUUCAUACUGAAGUCGUCUUCAGGACGUUACCUUGUGAAUUGGUUUGCUGCAAGGCUUGAAGAAUUUAUGCAGUAUUCAGAUGUUGGGGCGGAAUAUGUGUUCGGUCCGAAAUUUCUUGACCACCCUUUCGCCUUCCAGACGGUGCCAGCCAUAAUAGUGUUUUGCGCGGUGAUUCAAGUGCUUAUCUACUUGGGAACGAUUCAGUUCAUUGUGAAAUCAUUGGGAAAAGUUCUCGCUGUAGUCUUGGAUGUUUCUGCCCCGGAAGCUGUCAAUGCUUGCGCCAAUAUAUUUCUUGGAGGGAUUGAAUCAGCUUUACUGGUAGUUGAGUACAUCGAGGGUAUGCCGACAUCUCACCUUUUUGCUCUGAUGACGAAUUGGUUUGCUUCUUGCGGGGGCUCUGCUUUGAUCAAGUUUGCACAGUUCGGGGUUCCAGCUUCACACUUAUUGUCGGCUUCAGCAAUGUCGGCACCAGCCGCUCUUGUUUGUGCAAAGUUGAUGUUUCCCGAUUGUGACAAAGAACUUAACGAAGCUCUUAAAGAAGAAGUAGAAGUCGAUGUUAGUCUGGAUUCAACGAAAAGUAUUGUUGACGAUAAUCCAAAGUUAUCAUUGGAUACCAUCAAAGUAAAUGGUAACGUUCCAGUUCCCAAAUUUUGCAACAACAAUACAAAUGAACACGUUUUAGAAUUAAAAGUUGACACAACUGAGAGUCUUGCUCACCAUGAUGACGACAUUAAUGGAUCUGUUAAACAAGAAGAAACAGAGAGUCAGAGUGAGAAAUCUGCUCCAAUUAGUACAAGCACAAAUGCCGAAACAAAAAUGAAGCCAACAAAAAAGAGUAUUCAAACGGGGGACAAUAUGCUAGAAGCUCUUGUAAUAGGAACAAAGGCAGGAGUAAAGUUGACAGCGAGUAUCGUUGCAAACAUGAUCGUGUUUUUGUCGGUUAUCGAGAUGGCGGACAAAACUGUGGAAUGGUUUGCGAACAGAGUAGACCUGCACCUGACGUUUAGUAUUAUUUUGUCGUAUGCAUUUUACCCCCUGGUUUUCCUGAUGGGCAUUUCUGUGUCAGACUGUUUCAAAGCUGCCGAACUUCUCGGAUUAAGGACCUUGGCAAACGCUGGUGUUUCGUAUCUGAAACUUGGACAGAUAGUUGAUAACAACGAUGUGCUGACCCGCUAUGAAUUGCAAUACAACACAACGUGGUUCUAUGUAGAGGAUGAUAUAUUUCUUAAGCACGAAAAUAGGACCUUAACUGGAGGCGUUAUGUCGGAAAGAAGUGUGAUUAUUUUAACGUUCGCUCUUUGUGGAUUUGCAAGCGUUGGUCUUCUAGGGAUGCUCGUCGGAGCAAUGUCAAGUCUUAUUCCUAGCCGUACGACGGAACUAUCGAAAUUGACUGUCCGUGUGCUGAUUACGGGCACCUUGGCCAGUUACCUCACCGCCUGUGUUGCUGGGUUGAUGGUGUAGUCGGCUGGUAUGCUUCAACAUAAAAUGGACAUUUUUCUAAAGCUAGUGUUUCGUUGUGUUAUAUAAAUUAAUAAAUCUCGUUUGUAUAUA